Molecule: messenger RNA, 3235 nt
Organism: Sipha flava (yellow sugarcane aphid)
Lineage: Eukaryota; Metazoa; Arthropoda; Insecta; Hemiptera; Aphididae
Product: TATA-binding protein-associated factor 2N-like
Exons: 4
Coding region: 216-2672 (818 amino acids)
Source: RefSeq, a predicted model, not a curated record
CCACUCGCGGUCGCAGUACUGUGCAUAUGUGUGUUCUGUUCGUAUUUUCUUUUACGUACGCACACGCAUAAGCGCGCGUUCGUGUGCACAGCGAACAAGUAGCGUUGCCUCAAAGUCACGUCGUGCUUGCAAACGCAGUUGGUCGCCGGCAACCGCUUGUUGUUCACCGUCGUCGUCGUCGUCGUCGUCGUCUUGUACCGCGUACCGUCAUCAACAUGACGUGCGUCCAGUGGUUGCGAAGAAGUCCAUGCUACGUGGUGAAAUGUGUGUUACUAUUGCAACUUAUAUCUAGAACGAGCCAGGCAGGAUGUUCGGUGGACCAUGGCACUGGGAUGAACUAUCCAACAACCGCGGCUAGCGGGACAUGGACAACUCGUGGUGGCAUAUCUUCAUAUGGUUGGGACAGUCGACAGCCCAUUGAUCCAUGUAGCCGGUGUACAAACGUCCCACCACCGUUGCCCGGAUCUCAAUACACGACGCAAGGCCACGGUGGUAGCUUCAACCCGAACGACCGUGUCAGUGUUAGUGGAUAUGUGUCGGACAAUCGGGUUACCGGUGGCAGUUACGUAUCGGACAACCGGGGUGGUAAUGGUUACAGUUCAGGAAAUCGAAUCACCGGGUUGGGUUCCGAUAGCUGGGGCAGCGGUUACAAUUCCGAUAACCGAGGUAACAAUUACCACAUGAACAGUCGACCUGGCGACUAUAACUCAAAUGGUCAUAUUUUCGGUAUGAAUUAUGGUAGUAACAGUUACAUGAGCGAUAACCGAGUCAAUACUUACCAUAGUCAGAACACAGACAAUCAAAUCAAGAAUCCCGAUUAUCGCGGUAACGGUUACGAUAACUUGAGUCCGGAAUGGGAUCGAAGGCACACUAACAAGAAAGGUAGUGGAGUCAGCGGUGGAUACAGUGGUAGUAUGGGAAAUGGUGGUUACAGUGGUGGUUACAGUGGCAGUAUGGGAGGUGGUGGUUACAGUGGUAGUGUUGGAGGCAAUAUGGCUGGUGGUGGUUACAGUGGCAGCAUGGGAGGUAGUGGUUACAGUGGCAGUGUUGGAAGUGGUGGUUACAGUGGUAGUGUUGUAGGCGGUGGUUACAGUGGUGGUAAUAGUGGAUAUUAUCAAGGGACGUCCUAUUCAGUUGUCGAAAGUCAAGGACAAGGGAUGUAUAGUCAAGGAAAUUACCACAAACCCUCGAUCGACCGAUGGAACAUAAAAGGAGCGCACCCUGUGAAAGUGGAGACGGGAUACUGGCAAAGCCAACCACCCAAGGAUAUCGGUUGGGAUGAGGACAGCAAGAAAGUGGGAGUCAUAGCUGGAUGGAUCGGUGGACCGAAAAAGUAUGAGUCCGGUAAACCAUCCCAAACGUACGGUGGUCAUCAUCAGGCGGACGACAAGGACGACGAGUAUUUCAACAAGGGCACUGGGUACGACAACUCAGACCGGAAGAAACCUUUCAUGGGCUGGGGAGGCUCCGGUUCCUAUGACGUGGUGAAGAUGAACCAUGGGUACAAGUACAUCGACCGAAACAGCAACGGCGGUGACUACGGUUCCACCUACGGUAACAGCUACGGGUACGGAGGGCAGAGUUACAACGGCAAACCCGGUCAGGAUUACGGGUUGAAACCCACGAACUCGGUGGCCGACCACGGUAACUCGAACUACGACAAGCCCGUGAUGCACGGUUACGACAAGCCGGUUACGAUUGGCUACGUUAAGCCGACGAUCAAUCGUGAUGGACCCGCCGAUUACGGUUCCGGACCUUCUGCGGGAUGGAGCAGUACAUCGCGGCCGGCCGAGUUCGAGGUAACGUCUCCUAGACCGGUAGCAUGGGGCGGAUCACCGAAACCUGGGUAUCCGAUAAUAGCUUCACGGCCCACCCAGCACUGGGGCGAAAAUUCGUUUAGCGAACAUUCCGGUGGCGGCGGUGCAUCGAUGGGAUACGGCGGAUUGGUCAGCGGUAACGUUGGCUUGAGACCGGACCGAUACGGUGCUUCUAGACCGGACGGUUACGGUUCUUCGAGACCGGACGGUUACGGUUCUUCGAGACCGGACGGUUACGGAUCUUCGAGACCGGACGGUUACGGUUCUUCGAAACCGGACGGUUACGGUUCUUCGAGACCGGACGAUUACGGGUUAACGAGACCCGGGGCCGGAGGGACACGACCGAACUACGAUUCCGGCAGGCCUUUCGUGGGGUCCGUGCACCAGGCUAACCUUAUGGUAUCGGAUUACGGUUCUCAAAGACUGGAAUUCGACAAAUUCAGUGGUUAUUCGGACAACGGCGGUGGUGGCGGCAGACCUCAUCAGACGAACAAUCGGCCGGACUACGAUAACGAAAGACCGUUCAUGAACGGAAACGACGUGUACGGGUCACAACAACAACAGACGGGAUAUGGAAAAGGAUACGCGUCCAAUUGGGAUUAUCAAUCGAACUCUAUGAGGGGAUCGUCGUCCGCCGGCGGUUGGAACGAUCAGCAGCGAGAAUAUCUGCAGAGGAGACCGGACGGAGAUGUGCUGCAGUCGGGGUCGAGCUUCAGGCCAUCCGAGUCCACCCCUCUUCACUACAACGGUCACAGCGGCAUUGGCGCUUCGACCGACAACGGUUUUCUCUACAGGAACCCGUCGACGGUCAGCAGCUCGUCUACCACUCCGAUGCCCGCCACCGCCGAUUCAUGAUCGUCGCACAAUUUUCCAUUCGCUUGCCCAUCGUGUCGUGCAUUGUUCUCGAAAUUCUGUCGCGGGCAUUCUACCGCGUGAUUCGAUUCCACCGAAAUAUUUCCGUUUUAGCGUUUUAACCCUCCUCUUCGACUUUAGUGAUAAUAUUUUUCAACGUGCGGUCUACAACUUUAGCGAAAUAGUUAGCGGUGCUAUGCGAUAAAGGUGCUACAUAAAUGUUAAGUAUUAAUGGUGUAUUGUAACACUAUCGGGUUAUUCUUUGAAUAAUCGGGAACCAUACUAUAUUCGUAAAGCCAUCACUCAUACUUAAAGUUCAUGCUGCUCAACUUUGCUUAGGACAAAUGUUGUUUGGACGUUCUAACCAUGAAAAUGUUUAGCAAACACUGAAUAACCAAUAGGUGAUAUUGCACGACAUUGAAAUUUUCAUCGAAACGCUUCGAAAUAUUAUGAUUUAGAUUUUCAACGGGGUGAAUGAAUAAAUUCUUAAGAUUUUUAGUAAAAAUAUUGUAAAUCAAAAAAAAAAAAUAUUUAAUAUACCAUAAAAAAACCCGUAAUUUAAUUUA